GGUGAAACCCUAAACAAUAAUGGGUGAUGACAAUAUUAAUCAAAUGGGAACUACUAGUUCAUCGUCAAUGAUGAAUAAUUGUGAGAUUAUUGAUUGGGAUGGGCUAUUUUCUAGUUCUUGUUUGAGUAAUAACAAUUUGGAGAUGGUAGAGAAGGGAAUUUGUGGAAGUGAGGAUGAUAAUAAUUAUUAUCCAAUGGGAGAUAGUAAUUAUGAUAAUUAUAAUAAUAAUGUUGUUAUUGGAGGAGUAAAAGAGGGUGAUAUUGUUAUUAGUGGAGGGAAUAAUCAUAAUAACAACAAUAAUAUUAAGUAUAAAGGGAGAAUGGUGAUGGGUAAAAGAAGAAGUGCAAUGGCUUCUCCAAGAAUUGCUUUUCAAACAAGAAGUGUUGAGGAUGUUCUUGAUGAUGGCUAUAGAUGGAGGAAAUAUGGUCAGAAGGCUGUCAAACAUAGCAACCAUCCUAGGAGCUAUUACAGGUGUACACAUCACACAUGCAAUGUUAAGAAACAAAUUCAAAGGCAUUCAAAGGAUCCAACAAUAGUUGUUACAACAUAUGAAGGGAUUCACAAUCAUCCAUCUGAGAAAUUAAUGGAAACUCUAACCCCUCUUCUCAAGCAAUUGCAAUUCCUUUCAGGCAUUUAGAAUUUAAUUCCUUUUCAAUUUUCAUCAACUUUUUUGCUGUGUAUGUAUUUCUGCUCAAUCUUUCUUCUCCAAUGCCACUGGAAAACCCUACUAGUGUUAAGGUGUGGGAAAGCAAUCACUUUCUUCUCUGAUUAAUGGCCUCUAAAGCCUGUUUGUUUGUAAUGUACACAUUGAAAUUAUAAAAACAAUGUUAACUUUUUUUCUUUUUCUGUUA
Molecule: messenger RNA, 851 nt
Organism: Cucumis melo (muskmelon)
Lineage: Eukaryota; Viridiplantae; Streptophyta; Magnoliopsida; Cucurbitales; Cucurbitaceae
Product: probable WRKY transcription factor 43
Exons: 2
Coding region: 20-637 (205 amino acids)
Biological process (GO): regulation of DNA-templated transcription
Molecular function (GO): DNA-binding transcription factor activity; sequence-specific DNA binding
Source: RefSeq, a predicted model, not a curated record